UAUGUGGGUUCCAUUUGUGUGACUGAUCUAGUCCCACUCUUAAUCACAAAGUCACCGUGUGCACAAAGUCGUGAGAGGGACAGGUAGGCUUAGGCUUAGGGUUAGGGUUAAAGGUUAGGCUUAGGGUUAAAAGUAGGCCUCACUUCCUUGUGCACAGUAGCCUUUGAACUUCUAUCUGUCCAAAUCAUUGUUCGGAAACAUAGGAAAAGCUUCAUAAAAUGCGCAUCAACGUGCUUUCUGAGUGAUAAGAAUUGAAGGUUUAAUUUACUCUCCAGCCCAGGACCGCUCUCCUCUGCGCUCAUGUUUUUCCCUUUCUGAUUUCACAUUAUUGCUGAUUGGGUGCUUAUCACCAUGGAAACCUUCCUCCAACCUCUGAGUUAAAUCGGUAAUCUUGAAAACAUGCUGCGUCAUGCUGGGAUCACCAGGGCUUUCAUAGGGUGCCUGUGGCUUUGGUACAUAGCCCUUCAACCUGCUGUGUAGUGCAUGCGUGAUUCCCGUUUGUGCUGCUAAUACCUUUGUCCUGCCAGGUGAAAUGUUCGAACUGGGAAUAUUGCAGUUGUGCCUGUGGUUGUGUUCUGAUUAAAGUCAGUCCUUUUCUAAAUGUGGUGAUACUUCAGCCACCUUUCCAGAAAUGUGCCACGCUUUGCGGUUUGGUCAUUCAACAAGCGUGUAGCCAGACUGCCUGCCCAUUUUUGUCGGACAACCUGUACUACAAGUGCUCCUCUGCCCUGUAGGGGGCCCCACCCCCCGGCAUAUUUUCUGUGCCAGGCUGAAAGUGGCAUUUUUCAGAUAUGUCCAGCCUGUGUGGCUGUGCUAUCUGUGACCAGUCUUAAUUGUAACUGCAUUGUGCGUGGCUGUGCUGUAUGUGACCAGCCUAUGUGUCACUGCACUUCCUGGAUGCACUGUGAUUGGCCCUUGUGUCUGUGCUGCUUGCUUCACUGCCUGUGUGGCUGUGCUGUGUGUAAUCAGCCCAUGUGUGGCAGCACUGUGUGUCGCUGCACUGUAUGUGACUGACUGGCCCGUGUGGCUGUGCUGUGUGUGAUCAGCCCAUGUGUGACAGCACUGUGUCGCUGCACUGUAUGUGACUGACUGUAUGUGACUGACUGGCCCAUGCGGCUGUGCUGUGUGUGAUCAGCCCAUGUGUGACAGCACUGUGUGUCGCUGCACUGUAUGUGACUGACUGUAUGUGACUGACUGGCCCGUGCGGCUUUGCUGUGUGUGAUCAGCCCAUGUGUGGCAGCACUGUGUCGCUGCACUGUAUGUGACUGACUGGCCCGUGUUGGCUGUGCUGUGUGUGAUCAGCCCAUGUGUGGCAGCACUGUGUCGCUGCACUGUAUGUGACUGACUGGCCCGUGUUGGCUGUGCUGUGUGCGAUCAGUCCAUGUGUGACAGCACUGUGUGUCGCUGCAAUGUAUGUGACUGACUGGCCCGUGUGGCUGUGCUGUGUGUGAUCAGCCCAUGCGUGACAGCACUGUGUGUAGCUGCACUGUAUGUGACUGACUGGCUCGUGUACCUGUGCUGUGUGUGAUCAGCCCAUGUGUGACAGCACUGUGUGUAGCUGCACUGUAUGUGACUGACUGACCCAUGCGGCAGUGCUGUGUGUGAUCAGCCCAUGUGUGACAGCACUGCAUGUAGCUGCACUGUAUGUGACUGACUGGCCCGUGUGGCUGUGCUGUGUGUGAACAGCCCAUGUGUGACAACACUGUGUGUAGCUGCACUGUAUGUGACUGACUGGCCCAUGCGGCUGUGCUGUGUGUGAUCAGCCCAUGUGUGACAGCACUAUGUGUCGCUGCACUGUAUGUGACUGACUGGCCCGUGUGGCUGUGCUGUGUGUGAUCAGCCCAUGUGUGGCAGCACUGUGUGUCGCUGCACUGUAUGUGUAACAGCACUGUGUGUCGCUGCACUGUAUGUGACUGACUGGCCCGUGCAGCUGUGCUGUGUGUGAUCAGCCCAUGUGUGGCAGCACUGUGUGUCGCUGCACUGUAUGUGACUGACUGGCCCGUGUGGCUGUAUUGUGCUGAAUGUGAUCAUUCUGUGUGUGACUUCACUGUUUGUGGCUGUGCUGCAUGUGGCUACACUGUGAUGGUCCCGUGUGGCUGUGCUGUGUGUGACCAGCCCAUGUGACUCUGCUGUAUGUGAUCAUCUUGUGUAUGACUGCGCUUUGUGUGGCUAUGCUGCAUGCAGCAACACUGCGAUGGCCCCGUGUGUGUGGCUGCACUGUGUGUGAUCGGCCUGAUUGGAGCUGUGCUGUGUGGGGGUGUAUCUUUAUUGCAAUGUGAACCGCAGGCCUUGCUCUAAGAACUUGAUCUCCAAGCCUGUGGCACAGAAGCAACCCCACAUGCGACCUUUAGCAGAUGCAACGUGGUGCUUUAAUUGCCGCAGAUGAUGCAUUUAAACGUUAUCUGCCUUGAUAAGUAGUGAUUGCGGUUGGGGGGGGGGGGUUGACGUAUUUUAUUGUCUGGCCUUUCCAUUGUUGAGUGAAAGGUUUGUUUCUCUGCGGGUGGAAUUUGUGUACAGAGCCCAGAUUAGAGCGGUAGGUCAGACAGCUACUCUGCUUUGAAGGAGCCAUCAGGGAUGUGCUGCGAUCUCCGGCCCCGCCGCCUGAUCUUCAGGUUAAUCAUUCUCUAUGGAUGUUGUCAUGCUCAUAGGAGGAGUAUGACUGACGCUGUCAUCCGCUUUGCAGGCUGCCAUUCUCAAUCCAGUUCCCUUCCCAUGUGCUGUUUUCACAGACGUGACCAGAUCCGUGAGGGAGGUCAUGGCCCCUGGAAGGGAGCCAGCACAUUGCUAGGUGAAAGCUUAGAGCAGGCAAGCCAGCGAGAAAAAAAACUGUUAAUUAUUGAGCUGAGGGGCGGAGCAGGCUUGGUUAAACUCUCACAGGCGGGUGGGGGUGAGCCCCAGAGAGAAAUUCCUCCUUCACGCUCACUCUAGGAACAGGCAGUGGGGAGAGGGAGGAGGCUUUAAGCAGUGGGCCAGGGUCUCUGCAGAAUCGCAAACAGCAAGUCACACCGGAGAGAGAUUCCUUCAUUGGGCACGUCUUACUCCUUCUGGGAAACUUUUCUCAACUCAUUCUUUGGACAGGCCACUGGGGGCACCACUAAUGAUGCUUGCUGUACACCUGCUCUCCUUCUACUUCUCCAAACUGCAGGAGGACCAUGUCAAAAAGGUUGAUCGCUUCCUGCAUGCCAUGCGCCUCUCCGACGAGCAGCUGCUGGACAUCUCCACCCGCUUUCGCGCCCAGAUGGAGAAAGGGCUCUCUGCUGAGAGCAAUGCCACCGCUUCCGUCAGGAUGCUUCCCACACACGUUCGCUCCACCCCCGAUGGCUCAGAGAAAGGUGAGUUCCUGGCCCUGGACCUCGGAGGCUCCAAGUUCAAGGUGCUGCUAGUGAAGGUGUCUGAGGAUGGCCGGGGGAAGGUGGAGAUGGAGAGCCAGAGCUACCCCCUCCCGGAGGAGGUGCUUGGGGGCCGUGGCACAGACCUGUUUGACCAUGUGGCUGAGUCCUUGAGGGAUUUUAUGGAGAGGAACAAGUUGGAUCUCAGCACUCAUGAGAGAAGGUCUUUGGGAUUCACUUUCUCCUUCCCCUGCAGACAGACCAAAGUGGAUGAGGGUGUGCUGCUGUCCUGGUCAAAGAAUUUCAAAGCCAGGGGGGUCCUGGGCACAGAUGUGGUGGAAUCUCUGAGGCAAGCUGUUGACAGAGUCGGGGACCUGAAGGUGAAUGUUCUUGCCCUCGUCAAUGACACGGUGGGAACCAUGAUGACCUGUGGCUUCGAUGACCGCAACUGUGAAGUCGGGGUCAUCAUAGGUACAGGCACCAAUGCCUGCUACAUGGAGGAGAUGAGGCACAUCGACCUGGUGGAGGGAGAUGAGGGUCGCAUGUGCAUCAACACUGAGUGGGGUGCUUUUGGUGACGACGGCACACUCGAUGACUUCAUCACCGAGUUUGACAGGGAGAUUGAUGCCGCCUCGGGCCACCCGGGCAAGCAGACAUUUGAGAAGAUGGUCAGUGGGAUGUACCUGGGGGAGCUGGUCCGGAUCGUUAUGCUGAAGAUGGCCAGGAGGGGGCUCCUGUUCGGGGGCCGUGUGUCGGACGCUCUGUGCACCAAAGGGAAGCUGCAGACAGCACAUGUGGCCCUCAUGGAGAUGUAUAAGGAGGGCCUGCGGAACACAUGGAACAUCCUGAUGGAACUGGGACUGCAGCCCUCUGAGGACGAUUGCGUGGCUGCACAGCAUGUCUGCACCAUUGUGUCGUUCCGUUCAGCUAACCUCUGUGCAGCAGUACUGGCAGCUAUCUUGACACGCAUCCGCGAGAACAAGCGGCUGAAGAGCCUGCGCACUACUGUGGGCAUGGAUGGCACUGUGUACCGCACCCACCCACAGUAUGCCAAGCGGCUCCACAAGGUGGUGCGCCGCCUGGUGCCCGAGUGCCACGUGCGUUUCGUGCUGUCUGAGAGUGGCAGCAGCAAGGGUGCCGCCAUGGUAACUGCAGUGGCAGGGCGGCUGCACUCGCAGCGACUGCAAGUGCGUCACAUACUGGCACCCUUCUCACUGAGUGCCGGCCAGCUGCAGCAAGUGCGUGACAGGAUGCGAGUUGACCUGGAACGUGGCCUUAGGGAGGACACACACACUGGUACCCCCGUCAAGAUGUUGCCCUCAUUUGUGUGCACCCUGCCCAGUGGAAAUGAAUGCGGGAAGUAUCUGGCCCUGGAUCUCGGCGGAACCAACUUCCGUGUCAUGGUGGUUAAGAUCCGCAGUGGCUUGCGCCGGUCCGUCCGCAUUUACAACAAGAUAUACGCCAUCCCCCUGGAGAUCAUGCAGGGCACAGGGGAGGAGCUCUUUGACCACAUUGUCCAGUGCAUCGCCGACUUCCUGGACUACAUGGGCAUGAAGAACACCCGGCUUCCCCUGGGCUUCACCUUCUCCUUCCCCUGCAGACAGACUGGCAUUGAUAAGGGGACACUGGUCAGCUGGACCAAGGGGUUCAAAGCCACAGACUGUGAAGGACACGAUGUGGUGGACAUGCUAAGAGAGGCUAUCAAGCGGAAAAAUGAAUUUGAUCUGGACAUUGUUGCCGUGGUGAAUGACACCGUGGGAACCAUGAUGACCUGCGCAUACGAAGACCCCAAAUGUGAAAUAGGCCUCAUUGCUGGUACAGGCAGCAAUGUCUGCUACAUGGAGGAGAUGAGGAACAUCGAGUGCAUGGAAGGCAAUGAGGGCAGGAUGUGCGUGAACACGGAGUGGGGUGGCUUCGGAGAGGAUGGUGCACUGCAGGACAUCUGCACUAAGUUUGACCAGGAAGUGGAUGAGGGUUCACUCAACAUGGGGAAACAAAGGUUUGAGAAGAUGACAAGCGGCAUGUACUUGGGAGAGAUUGUCAGGCAGAUCCUCAUCGAAUUAACCAGCCAAGGUCUUCUGUUUCGAGGACGAAUCACAGAGCGGCUGAAAACCCCCGGCAUCUUCGAGACCAGGUUCUUAUCCCAGAUCGAGAGUGACCGGCUGGCACUCCUCCAGGUUAGGGCCAUCCUGCAGCAGCUAGGCCUAGACAGCACGUGUGACGACAGUAUCAUCGUCAAGGAAGUGUGCGGGGUUGUGUCCCGUCGGGCAGCACAGCUCUGUGGGGCUGGCCUAGCUGCCGUUGUUGACAAGAUCCGGGAGAACCGUGGGCUGGAUCACCUGAAUAUUACCGUGGGGGUUGACGGCACACUCUACAAGCUCCACCCACACUUUUCCACCAUCCUGAAGGAGACCGUGAAUGCCUUGGCGCCCCUGUGUGAUGUCACUUUCGUCCUCUCAGAGGACGGCAGUGGGAAGGGGGCUGCCCUCAUCACGGCUGUGGCAUGUAGCCUCUGCAGAGGGGUGUAACUGCCUUUUAGCACAUAGAGCGUGUAGGGAGGCGGUAUAAAAUAUGCUAGAAGACAGGACAUUUUCAAGGAUCCAGGCCACUCUUCUGACAGCUGGGUAUUUUUAAUAUCAAACACACUCAUAAAACCACAUUACUUUAAAAUUAUUGAUUUUUGAAUGUUUGAUUUGUUCGUAUUUUUUAGUUCAUUUAUGAUUUUUGGUGAUAUAAGUGCUUAUAUUACAUCCAGGUUGAUCUUUAUGCGUUGCAUACAAAAUUAAUAAAAUGUGGUUUUUCAACAAUUGGACAAACUAGCUGUGUCUCAUAUCAGGUAGGAAGCAACAUUGAACACUGAGCUUAAGAUGUUAAAUAGGAUAUUUUAGAUGCUUAGCUGAUAUGAUGUACAUUGUAUGUUUGCCUAGCAUAAUUGUAGCAUUAGUAAAAUACCAAGAAUCCAUGUCAAAUCGUUGGUUCCCUGACCUUAUGUUAAUGUUAUCUGAUUUGUUAGCAUUUCCAGUAUGUAAUUGCCAGGGUUCUCAAGUUUAAUUGAAAUUUUGUAGUGAGAUCACAUCUAUUAGGGAUGGAGCAUGUGUCUCAUGGUCCAAAUUGUGAGAUUUGAGAACCCUCCCUACUGCACUCAUCCUAUUUUGUUCUUUCACCCUUACCUUGUCUGCACUCUAUCUGUGUGCAAAACCAUAUAAUAAUGUGUUUGUAGUAGGAUGACAUGUAACUGUGAUUGGCUGGUAGGUGGCUAUUAACUCUUUAUAACUGGAGACAGCUAUGAAUGUGGUGGAAUACUCCAUAUGCCUGUGCAUCGUUAAUUCUGUACAAUAGGACACCUUGGUGGGCAUUAACCCUAACUUCUCAGCGUGAGAAACACAAGGUGUGGCGUGUGAGCAUGUAAAAUAGUUGAAAUGCAUGUGUCUCACAGCCAAUGUAUAUUAUUUGUUAGCAUUAGCAUACUGGAAAUGCUAUCUGCUUUGUUAGCGUAUUCAGUGUGCUAACACUAUCUGCAGGGAUGCACAUAACUGGUAUGACUGGUCUUGUCAUAACAUAAAUAUAAAAUAUGAAUUUGUGCAGCUACGACAAGAAAUCGCAGUGGCUAUCACUUUAUAUGGUGAAUACAUACUUACGUGCCAGUCAUGUGCAUCUCUGGCUCUCUGUAUUGCUAGAAUUGCUAUCUACUUGGUUAAUUGCAUAGCAAAUUAUGUUUUUCAGUUAUUAUCCACAUGACCCGGUAUACAUAUAGUUUGAAUGUUGAGAAAGACUUAUUUUGUGUAUAUGAAAAAAUCAUGUAAUUAUCCAUAUAUAAUUUGACUGUCCUAAAUUAAUGUCUUAUAUUUAUCUCAUUCUAUGGAAGUGCUCCAUGUUUAAAAACCUCAUUAUAAAAAUCCUUUAGCUAAAGACUUAGCAGAUUACAAGACAAAUCUUAUUCUAGAUAACAAAAGUUUUAUACACCUAUUUGGACCUAAAUUUUAUGAAAUACUGUUCCGAUAAGAGUCUUCAUUGUUUUUGAGGUACAAUGCUGCUUCUCUUUAGCCCAAAGUUGGUGCAACAAAUUGUACUGAAGUGGAGCCACAUAGGCACGUAUGCACAUGUUUGUAUUUAUAUCUUUGUGAGGACCAUCCAUUAAUUUCUGUGGGAAAAGCCCUAAUGGCAAAUAUCUGCUACCCAGUCCUGACCUUAACCAAUAAGAAACCAAACAAAAUACAAGAUUUUUGCCAUUUUUAGUGUUUUGAUUGCAGUCACAGAAAAUUGAGAAAGUAAAAUCGCCCCUUUUGUAAUAUAUAUUAAUGUAAAUUGAUAUAUUAGAAAAAAUAUUGAAAAUUGAAUCUCGUAACAGUGGUCAAAUAUUAUUGUACUUAUAUGUAAAUGUAUAAAAAGCUCCACUUCAAAUGUUGUGGUUAUUCCUUUGAGCCAAAUCAGGAGUUAGGAAUUGCUUGAGUAUAAUUCCAAAGUCAGUCUUUUAUUGCAUCCACAUGGGUUACAUCCGAGACUGGACACCCUGCAGGAGUGUGUCUCAUAUUGAAUUAUACUAAUAAUAAUAACUGAUUCUUUAUUGAUCCCUGUGUGUACUCUUUGUAGAGUAAGUUGUCCAUGAAAGGCAGCCUCCUGUAGCAGCACCCAGGGAGCUGGGGGUUAAGGGCAUUGCUGAAGGACCUGAAGAUGUGCUGAAGCUGGGUUUGAACUGGGGACUCGAUUACAAGCACACCAGCUUAGCCCACAGAGCCACAUACUGCCCCCCAAUCAUUCCAAGCCUCAUCUUUCUGGACCAACUGCAAUAAUUGUGCUUCCUUUCCAGGGCUUAUCAGUGUCUUCACUGUUAUUUUGUCUUUUGGGGUCCAGUUACUUCUCUGCCCCUAUAUAUAAUUUCCUGUUUUGGUCAAAACUUCCAGAAACACAGUCAUAGCAAGAUGGCCUCCACAAUGUUUUAUAGUCUUAGCAGAGAUCCCAAAACCGACCAAGGGCAUUACAGGGGAGACUUGAGCAAAACCCUCAAGGAGUACCAUGAAAACCCAGGUGUUUUCAAAAAUGACAAUUGAUAAUCUUAGCACUGUCAGCUGGCUAUAAGUUGCUUAGCUACAAAGCCAGUUAUAUUCUUAGGUCUUCAACAUAGUGAUAAGCUUCAGCACCAACAAAGGCACAUAGUUAUACA
Brienomyrus brachyistius is the source of this 8490-nucleotide messenger RNA. It is a transcript of the gene hkdc1, whose product is annotated as hexokinase domain containing 1. Bases 3098 to 5857 code for a protein of 919 amino acids. Gene Ontology annotation, biological process: glucose 6-phosphate metabolic process; glycolytic process; intracellular glucose homeostasis. The transcript has 18 exons. The record is from RefSeq and is a predicted model, not a curated record. Gene Ontology annotation, molecular function: ATP binding; mannokinase activity; fructokinase activity. NCBI's taxonomy places the organism in Eukaryota, Metazoa, Chordata, Actinopteri, Osteoglossiformes, Mormyridae. Gene Ontology annotation, cellular component: cytosol; mitochondrion.